CGGGUCGUAAAGUGUGUGGUGUCUACUAGCCCGGAGCGAAUUAAAAAAAUGGGUGAUGUCGAGAAAGGCAAGAAGAUUUUUGUUCAGAAGUGCGCCCAGUACCACACUGUGGAAAAGGGAGGCAAGCAUAAGACUGGACCAAAUCUCCAUGGACUGUUCGGGCGGAAGACAGGUGAGGCUGCUGGAUUCUUCUACACAGAUGCCAACAAGAACAAAGGCAUCACCUGGGGAGAGGACACCCUGAUGGAGUACUUGGAGAAUCCCAAAAAGUACAUCCCUGGAACAAAGAUGAUCUUCGCUGGAAUUAAGAAGAAGGGAGAGAGGGCAGACCUAAUAGCUUAUCUUAAAAAGGCUACCAUUGAGUAAUUCCACUGCCUUAUUUAUUACAAAACAGUCGUCGCAUGGCUUUU
This is a messenger RNA of Acomys russatus (golden spiny mouse), 410 nucleotides long. RefSeq names its product cytochrome c, somatic-like. Gene Ontology annotation, cellular component: mitochondrial intermembrane space. The coding region runs from base 49 to 366 and encodes 105 amino acids. The record is from RefSeq and is a predicted model, not a curated record. Gene Ontology annotation, molecular function: heme binding; electron transfer activity. NCBI's taxonomy places the organism in Eukaryota, Metazoa, Chordata, Mammalia, Rodentia, Muridae. Gene Ontology annotation, biological process: mitochondrial electron transport, cytochrome c to oxygen; mitochondrial electron transport, ubiquinol to cytochrome c. The transcript has a single exon.